Molecule: messenger RNA, 2254 nt
Organism: Hemicordylus capensis (graceful crag lizard)
Lineage: Eukaryota; Metazoa; Chordata; Lepidosauria; Squamata; Cordylidae
Gene: IQANK1
Product: IQ motif and ankyrin repeat containing 1
Exons: 14
Coding region: 229-2055 (608 amino acids)
Biological process (GO): regulation of barbed-end actin filament capping
Cellular component (GO): nucleus; cytoplasm
Molecular function (GO): protein binding
Source: RefSeq, a predicted model, not a curated record
UGGCUGCUAGGCGACGGGCGGCCGCACCAGACGCGGGGAGAGCGAGGGGGUGUGUGGGGGGGCGGGGCCAUCGCUCUCCCCCCUCCCUCCGCCUCGUCCUCCGGCCCACCUCGCAGGGGCGCUGUGCGGGAAGGAGGGCGCGCAGUCGUUCUGCCCGGCUGGCCCUGGAAGACCCCAACCCCCCCCCAGCGCCUCACCCCCCCCCCGCUCGCAGCAGGGCCCGCCGGGAUGAGCGCCAGGAAGGCCGGCAGGGGGGCCGCCGCCGCCGCCGCCGCCGCGCGGAAGGGAGCCCAGCCCAAGCAGGCGCCGCCGCCGAAGAAGCAGCAGCCGCCCCCGCCCCCCCGCGCAGCAGCAGCAGCAGCAGCAGCAGCAGCGCCGCCGGGGCCAGACCGUCAAAUUGAGGAAACAGAUGCAGCCAAAGCAAGCAAGGGCUCCCAGCUCGGAGAAGAGUCCGGCAGCUGUCCAACAGAGCCGAGCCGGGAAGCCACGGCUGCGCUCACCCUGCAGUGCGCCUUCCGCCGCGUCUUGGCGUGCCGAGAGAGAGAGAGGCGCCUGAAGGAGCUGCGUGAAUACAACGAGUUGAUGGAGCGUCUCCAGAGAGAGGCCUUUGUUGCACUGGUGAAGCGGGAGCAGGAGGAGGCUGAGCGGGAGCGAAAGAAAGAGGAGGAAGAGAAGGAGAAGAAGCGAGAGGAGCAGCAGAGGAGGAAGCGGAUGCUGGAGGCCGCCUUCGAUGGAGAUGUGCGAGAGAUGGAGGCCAUCCUGAAAGAGGUGGCAGAGCUGGACACCAAGGACGGCGUGGGGAUGGAUGAGAAGGGGAAGGCCAUCCGGCUCCGGCAUCGCCUUGAUAUGGUGGACUGCACCGAUGCCAAUGGCAACACCCCCCUCUCCGAGGCUGCUGGAGGGGGCCACCCUGAAGCCAUCUGCAUGCUGGUAGAAAACGGGGCCCAGCUGAAUAGCCGGGGUGCUUUUAACCGGACUCCUCUGUAUCGUGCUGCAUUCGGGGGCCACUUGGCAGCAGUGGAACUGCUUCUCCAACAUGGGGCAGACCCACGGCUCUAUGCCGACGAUGGCAAUACCGCUGAGCAGGUCGCUUCGCUGGACAGCUUGGUGGCUGUCCUGCAGUCCUGGGAUCUCCGCCUGACCGACUCGAUGCUUCAGAAGAUGGAGGCAGAGCGGCAGCGGAGGGCCCAGCUGGAAAAGAAGCAGCAGGAAGCAGAGACGCGCCGGAUGACUGAGGAGGUGGAGCAGCUGGCCAAGGAGCAGGAGCGAUGCAGCAAGGAGCUGCAGCGGGCCUACGGGGAGCUGCACCGGCGCAUCACGGAGCACGACAAGUGCCAGCGGAAGCAGAUGGCCCACGCGGAGAUCACCCUCCCUGCCAUUGCUGAUGCCGAGGGGCUUGUGGAAAAACUGCGGGGAGCCGCCGAGAGUGCCGAGCGCGCCCUGGCCCUGGCCCGCCUCCAGCUGCGGGACCAGCUGCAGCAAGGCUCAGAGCUGGCGUUCCAAGGCUUGACGUGCUCCGUGCAGGAGCUGGAUGAUGUGCUUCUGAAAGAUGUGGGCGGCCGAAUCCAGGCUGAUGGGCGGUGGCCGCUGGUGGUUGACCCCUCUGGCCAGACAGCCAUUUUCCUACGCUAUCGGGACACCAAUUACCUGAACACGGUCGAUCCCAGCGACAUGGCUGUGGAAACCAUACGCCUGGCACUGCUGGGGGCCCUCCGGUAUGGAAAGCCGCUGGUCUUUGACAUGAUGGAAGUGAACAUGUUCGACACGGUGCAGAAGCAGCUGGAGCGGCUGGAGCCAGGCCUGGCGGAGGCCCUGCUGAGCAGGAAGAUCCUGCAGAGCGGAAGGUACCUCUCCCUGCUGAGGCCGACUGAUGGGGCGGAAUAUGCAGCCACGGAGUUCCAAGCCGCUCGGACGGAGAAGUUCAAACUCCUCGUCCUCACCAAGCGCCGCCACCCGCCUGAGGAACUCCUGCAGCGCUUCCUGCCCGUCCAGGUCGUCCUGUCCCAGGGCAGCCGGGAGGCCCCCGCAGCAGCCAGGCCUUGUGUCUCCUUGUGAGUGGCGGCAGGGCCCCCGCAGCACCCGAGGAGCACCUCGCUCGCCCCCCCCCUUUUGCAGGAAGCGAGGCCUCCCUCUGACCAGCCAGGGAGGCAGGACGGCCCCUCCCUGCGCCUGUCUUCGUGCUCCCUCCUCUGCCCCCAAGCCCCUCGCCGGCCCCCCCCAACCCUGGAUGCCAAUAAACCUCUCCUGGAGGCGG